UUGCUAGUAAAUAACUUCUCAUAAAAGGAAAAAUAGAAGAAUUUCCAGUACCAAAGCAAUCAAUUCCCGCCUUUGUUCGACCCAAUUUUUCUAUCUCCUGGAACUUAAUUUUUCUAAUUUCCUGCACCUGAAUUUGAUUUUCAUCCUGGCUGAAUCUCAAUGGACGACUCAAAAUCAUCCGCAGAUGAUGGGGAGAUUAAUGCUGGGUGUGGAAUCAAAUCAAGUGUAACGAUGAAGGACGCAAUCGCGUUUAUGUAUUCAGGUAAAACUGUACUUGGGGCUAAAAGCGAUGGUUUUGUUAAUCUUUUUAAAGACUACGCGGCAAAAAGAAUUGAUGCCAGGCAAGUUAUAUCAGGGGCAAUACUGUUGUUAAAAGGGCACAGGGAUGAAUUAAUCUUGUUGCAGGCUUCAAUUUGUUCUUGCCUCAAGCACAUGCGAUUUCUGUUCCACUUGAGGAUGAUGCAUUUGCAGGGGAAAUGGAACCGUUUUUAGAAGAUGCACUUAAAUUCAUUAAGAAUGUCAAGGUAAAUUGAAAAGCAACAAGAUUAUCUCCAGCCUGAGAAGCUUCUAAGAUGUACACAGUUUUGCAAAUUGCAGGAACAGCUGAAUGCUGAACAACUUGCUUACUUCUUGAAUCUUCAACAUGAACAUCAACAUAUGAGAAAAAGUUUUGAGGACUUGUACUCAGAGAUUGGCAUUCUUUUCAGCAAUAAGCCAGAUCUGUUACAAGAUUUUAACUACUUUUUACCUGCCUUUGAAGCCAAUGAUCACCCAAGAUGAGAUAUCUCAUGCAUAAGCAGAAUGAAAGUCCAAAUAUGGAGACAAGAUUUUGUGCUUCCUUACUUGGCCCAUUUUUAGUAUGAAAUAUACUAUACGCUAUUGGGUAUUUUGUUGCCAAACAACCUCCAACAGGCGAUGAUGUUUAACGGUUAAUUUCAUAGGCUCCGGCCGAGGAUUGAGAUAUGAAAUCAACACCCCAAUUUUCAUUUGUGGUUUUUAACGUGUGGCACAAUUGAGAAAACAUAAAGCAGCUGUUUCUUCCGUUGCGUGAACUAUAUAGCCGCAAGUUCUCUCUCCUCUUUGUGAGUUUGCAGCCAACUUCUCCUCUUUGUGAGAUAAAUUCUUUGUCGGUUAUUCAUAUACUCGGGCAACCUUAGUUUAUGAUUUGUGGGUUGAGCAAUUGCUCUUUGGUGUUGAUAUUGGUUUCUGUUACGUGUACAUCAAUUGAAGAUCUGG
Molecule: messenger RNA, 1236 nt
Organism: Olea europaea var. sylvestris
Lineage: Eukaryota; Viridiplantae; Streptophyta; Magnoliopsida; Lamiales; Oleaceae
Product: paired amphipathic helix protein pst1-like
Exons: 4
Coding region: 160-492 (110 amino acids)
Biological process (GO): regulation of DNA-templated transcription
Source: RefSeq, a predicted model, not a curated record